Molecule: messenger RNA, 309 nt
Organism: Gryllus bimaculatus (two-spotted cricket)
Lineage: Eukaryota; Metazoa; Arthropoda; Insecta; Orthoptera; Gryllidae
Source: the annotation of a GenBank genome assembly
AUGAGUGCUAAUACACUUAUACGAAACAAUAUUACGAUGUUGGCGGCCGCGCCGCCGCCGCAGCCCGACCGCCUGGCGCCGCAGCGCAGCGACGCCGUGCUGCUGCUGGCAGGGGAGUGCGCGGCGGGGGCGCUCAACGCCUCCCUGGCGCGCCUCGCGGCCGCCGCCCACUGGAACCCGCGCGACCGCUUCCUCUUCGCCUUCUCCGCGCGCGGCCCCUGCCGCCUGGACGCGCUCUUCGAGCUGGCCUGGAAGGAGUGGAAGGUGGUCGAGGUGAAAGUGGUUGCAGAACGUGGACAUUAUGAAUGA